AUGGAUCUGGAAACUGGGAUUGAUCGAAACCAAGUAAAGAAGGAAUCAUGGAGGACAAUUCUGACUCUGGCUUAUCAGAGCCUUGGCGUUGUUUAUGGGGAUUUGAGCAUUUCACCUCUGUAUGUGUACAAGAGCACAUUUGCUGAAGAUAUAGAACACUCUGAGACCAAUGAAGAAAUCUUUGGAGUGUUGUCGUUUGUGUUCUGGACUCUCACACUUGUGCCUCUUCUCAAAUAUGUGUUUAUUGUGCUCAGAGCUGAUGAUAAUGGUGAAGGAGGGACAUUUGCUUUGUAUUCUUUGCUGUGUAGACAUGCCAGAGUGAGCUCACUACCCAAUUCCCAAUCGGCUGAUGAGGAGCUUACAGAUUACAAGAAGGAAAGAGAUACAAGGUCCUUGAAGCCCAACUCCGGUUUCGGGUCAGGCUUGAAGUCAACUUUGGAGAAGCAUAGGGUGUUGCAGAGGUGUUUGCUUGUACUUGCUUUGAUUGGCACUUGUAUGGUGAUUGGUGAUGGUGUUCUCACACCAGCUAUUUCUGUGUUUUCUGCUGUUUCUGGGCUUGAGUUUUCUAUGUCCGAAAAACAUCACAAAUAUGUAGAACUUCCAAUUGCCUGCAUAGUUCUGAUAGGCCUCUUUGCGCUUCAACAUUAUGGCACUCAUAGAGUUGGGUUCUUGUUUGCUCCUAUAGUUCUGGCAUGGCUUCUGUGCAUCAGUGUGAUUGGUCUUUACAAUAUACUUCACUUCAAUCCGACUGUGUACAAGGCACUUUCUCCAUAUUAUAUGUACAAAUUUCUGAAGAAAACACAGAAAGGAGGUUGGAUGUCCCUGGGUGGGAUUUUGUUGUGUAUAACAGGUUCAGAAGCCAUGUUUGCUGAUCUUGGACACUUUUCACAACUGUCAAUCCAGAUUGCUUUCACCUCUUUGGUUUAUCCAGCUUUGGUUCUAGCAUACAUGGGACAAGCUGCUUACAUAUCUACACACUACACUAAGGGAGGAAACUCCGACAUUGGAUUUUACAUAUCUGUACCAGAGAAAGUGAGAUGGCCUGUUCUGGUUAUAGCUGUGCUUGCAGCAGUAGUAGGAAGCCAGGCCAUUAUAACUGGGACUUUCUCAAUCAUCAAGCAAUGUUCGGCCCUGGAUUGCUUCCCAAGAGUCAAAAUAGUCCAUACAUCAUCCAAAAUCCAUGGCCAAAUAUAUAUCCCAGAAAUCAAUUGGAUCUUGAUGUUGUUAUGUCUGGCUGUUACUAUCGGUUUCAGAGACACAAAGCGCAUGGGUAAUGCAUCAGGUUUUGCAGUCAUCUCUGUGAUGCUGGUCACAACCUGCUUAAUGUCCCUCGUUAUUGUCCUGUGCUGGCACCGGAGCAUCUUCUUUGCAAUCUGCUUUGUGUUCUUUUUCGGCACAAUAGAAGCUCUUUACUUCUCAGCUUCUCUUGUCAAGUUCCACCAAGGAGCAUGGGUUCCUGUUGCUCUUGCUCUGUGUUUUUUCUUUGUCAUGUAUGUUUGGCACUAUGGCACAGUUAGAAAGUAUGAGUUUGAGGUUCAGAACAAGGUCUCCAUUAACUGGCUUCUCAGCCUUGGUCCCAGCCUUGGGAUUGUCCGAGUUCGUGGGAUUGGCCUCGUACACACCGAACUUGUAUCUGGAAUUCCAGCAAUCUUCUCCCACUUUGUUACCAACCUUCCGGCUUUUCACCAAGUUCUAGUUUUCCUCUGCAUCAAGUCUGUCCCAGUCCCACAUGUUAGACCUGAGGAACGGUUUCUAGUGGGGCAAAUUGGUCCAAGAGAGUAUCGACUAUACAGGUGUAUUGUACGAUAUGGAUAUCGUGAUGUACACAAAGAUGAUAUGGAAUUUGAAAAUGAUCUCGUCUGUAGUAUAGCAGAGUUCCUACGGUCAGGAAGCAGUCCUGAUUGCAAUAUUUUGAGUGAAGAUUCUGGGAAAGAAGAUGACAAAAUGACGGUUGUUGGAACACGUUCAACUCAUGCAGACGGGAUUCAGCUGAGUGAGGACAGUGUAGAAAUGACUGCAGAAAUUACUACACUGGGGCAAAAAGAAAUAAGAUCACCGUCACCACCGGUGAGACAGAGAGAAAUAAGGUCACCGCCAAUGCCCCAACGGAGGAAGAAGGUAAGGUUCAUCGUUCCGGAGAGCCCAAAGAUCCAGACAGGUGCAAGGGAGGAACUGCAAGAGCUAAUGGAAGCUAGGGAAGCUGGAAUAGCUUACAUAGUAGGGAACACGUACAUGAAUGCAAAGCAAGGAUCAAGUUGGAUGAAGAGGUUUGCCAUUAACUACGGAUAUGAGUUUUUGAGGAGGAAUAGCAGAACAGCUAGCUAUGCACUAAAUAUUCCUCACGCGUCUACAUUGGAGGUGGGGAUGAUCUACCAUGUUUGAUUUUUGUCAUACAAAUUCUUAUAAUGUGAAUUAGAUUUUGUAACAUUGCGCAAUAGUUGAAGGCCACAGAUUAAUAUGGUGGCUGAAAAAAUAUAUCCAGGAAUUUGGCAGGGUUCAUCA
Rosa chinensis is the source of this 2502-nucleotide messenger RNA. RefSeq names its product potassium transporter 6. The coding region runs from base 1 to 2382 and encodes 793 amino acids. The record is from RefSeq and is a predicted model, not a curated record. Gene Ontology annotation, molecular function: potassium ion transmembrane transporter activity. Gene Ontology annotation, cellular component: membrane. Lineage: Eukaryota; Viridiplantae; Streptophyta; Magnoliopsida; Rosales; Rosaceae. The transcript is spliced from 8 exons. Gene Ontology annotation, biological process: potassium ion transmembrane transport.